UCACUGUCUCCAAGAUGGCGGCCGUGUCAGUUUGGGGCAUCUCCGCGGUCCGGCCCGGGCCCCCGGGAUCCCGGCUGUCUUCCCCCCAGGAUUCUUUCUACUAACCCAGACACUUGUUGAAGUGCUGAAUAGUUUCUUGGGGAAAAAUAUGGAGGAAGAGUUGAACCCGUAGACUGGCGUAAGAUGCUCAUUUUCUGCUUGAAGCUGUGAAUGAGAUGUUUGGAGUACAAGAGUAUAUUUGGAAUAGAGACCAAUGUGUGGUGCUAUUGAGGAUUUCCGAAGACACUUCAAAAAAAACAAUUGUUUUGAUUUCUAAGGUAAAAGUAGGUUGCAGUUCUGUUUUGUGAAGGAGGGAAGACUCAGGCCAGAAAUCUUGUAUGCUAUGGUUAACUGGUUCCCACCCUCCGAGAAUCUUGUUUUCCAUGGUGUAAGACUUACUCAGCAUCAGGAUAAGGGGUAGCGACUCUAUGGAUAUACGGAAUCCCUCACCAUGGUAAAACUCGCUAACCCGUUGUACACGGAGUGGAUUUUGGAGGCCAUCAAAAAAGUCAAGAAGCAGAAACAGCGACCUUCAGAAGAAAGGAUUUGCAAUGCAGUGUCUUCAUCCCAUGGCUUGGAUCGCAAAACUGUUCUAGAGCAGUUGGAGUUGAGUGUUAAAGAUGGGACAAUUUUAAAAGUCUCAAACAAAGGUCUCAAUUCCUAUAAAGAUCCUGAUAAUCCUGGGCGAAUAGCUCUUCCUAAACCCCGAAACCAUGGAAAAUUGGAUAAUAAGCAAAGUGUGGAUUGGAAUAAAUUACUCAAACGGGCAUUUGAGGGCUUGGCAGAGUCUGGUGGCUCAACUUUGAAAAGUAUUGAACGCUUUUUGAAAAGCCAGAAGGAUGUGUCUGCUGUCUAUGGAGGCAAUGCUGCCUCUGGCUUUCACCAGCAGUUGAGAUUGGCCAUCAAGCGUGCUGUUGGCCAUGGCAGACUCCUUAAAGAUGGACCUCUCUACCGGCUCAACACUAAGGCAGCCAGUGCUGAUGGGAAGGAGGGUUGUGAGUCGCUCUCCUGUUUACCUCCAGUGUCGCUGCUUCCACAUGAGAAAGAUAAGCCGGUUGCUGAACCAAUACCCAUCUGUAGUUUCUGUCUUGGUACAAAAGAACAGAACCGGGAAAAGAAGCCUGAGGAACUCAUCUCCUGCGCAGACUGUGGCAAUAGUGGUCAUCCAUCCUGUUUAAAGUUUUCCACAGAACUCACAGUGAGAGUGAAGGCCUUACGGUGGCAGUGCAUUGAGUGUAAAACGUGCAGCUCCUGUCGUGACCAAGGCAAAAAUGCAGAUAACAUGCUCUUUUGUGAUUCAUGUGACCGAGGUUUUCACAUGGAAUGUUGUGAUCCACCACUCACACGGAUGCCAAAAGGCAUGUGGAUAUGUCAAAUAUGUCGGCCUAGGAAAAAAGGACGGAAACUUCUACAGAAGAAAGCUGCGCAGAUAAAACGGCGCUAUGCUAAUCCCAUAGGACGUCCAAAAAGCAGGUUAAAGAAACAAAACACGGUAUCAAAAAGUCCCUUUAGCAAAGUGCGAACUGGUCCUGGAAGGGGUCGGAAACGUAAAAUCCCUAUCUCCAGUCAAUCAGCAUCAUCAUCAGAAGAAGGAUAUUUAGAGCGAAUAGAUGACUUGGACUUCUGCAGAGAUAGCAAUGUCCCCUUGAAGUUCAACAAGAAAACCAAAGGGCUCAUUGAUGGCCUUACCAAAUUCUUCACCCCUUCUCCUGAUGGGCGGAAAGCCCGUGGGGAGGUGGUAGACUACUCUGAGCAAUACAGAAUCAGGAAAAAGGGCAACAGAAAAUCAAGCACUUCAGAUUGGCCCACAGACAAUCAGGAUGGCUGGGAUAGCAAACAAGAAAAUGAGGAGCGCCUUUUUGGGAGCCAGGAAAUCAUGACGGAGAGAGAUAUGGAAUUAUUUCGUGACAUCCAGGAGCAAGCACUGCAGAAAGUCGGAGUAACUGGGCCUCCUGACCCACAAGUCCGCUGCCCCUCUGUCAUUGAGUUUGGGAAGUAUGAAAUUCACACCUGGUACUCCUCUCCAUAUCCUCAAGAAUACUCAAGGCUGCCUAAAUUGUAUCUUUGUGAGUUCUGUCUAAAAUAUAUGAAAAGUAGAACUAUUCUACAGCAACACAUGAAGAAAUGUGGUUGGUUCCAUCCUCCUGCCAAUGAGAUUUACCGAAAGAAUAAUAUUUCUGUCUUUGAGGUUGAUGGGAAUGUGAGUACCAUUUAUUGUCAAAAUCUGUGUCUCUUGGCAAAGUUGUUUCUUGACCACAAAACACUCUAUUAUGACGUGGAGCCAUUUCUUUUCUAUGUUCUAACACAGAAUGAUGUCAAGGGCUGCCACCUUGUUGGCUACUUUUCCAAAGAAAAGCAUUGCCAACAGAAAUACAAUGUCUCUUGUAUAAUGAUUCUUCCCCAAUACCAACGUAAGGGCUACGGCAGAUUUCUCAUCGAUUUCAGUUAUUUGUUAUCGAAGCGUGAAGGCCAAGCAGGGUCCCCAGAGAAACCGCUGUCAGAUCUAGGUCGUCUUUCCUACAUGGCUUACUGGAAAAGUGUAAUAUUGGAGUGCCUUUAUCACCAAAACGAUAAACAAAUCAGCAUUAAGAAACUAAGCAAGUUGACUGGGGUCUGUCCUCAAGACAUUACUUCCACACUCCACCACCUGCGAAUGCUGGACUUCCGUAGUGACCAAUUUGUGAUUAUCCGCCGGGAAAAACUUAUCCAGGAUCAUAUGGCAAAGCUUCAGCUGAAUCUUCGACCUGUAGAUGUAGAUCCAGAAUGCUUACGCUGGACUCCAGUCAUAGUCUCCAACUCUGUUGUCUCAGAGGAAGAAGAAGAGGAGGCUGAUGAAGGAGACAAAGAAGAGCCCCAAGACCAAGAAAGAGAAUUAGAGACCACUGUAAGGGUGGGGAAGUCUGUGUCUCGGGAGAACAAAGAUCAAGGUUCUUCCUCUUUAGUAGAAAGUGAAAAGAAACCAGAAGUUAAGGAACUGGCCAGUUCUUCACGUCUGAGCAAACAGGCCCUUCCCCGGGACAGUCUUCCUGCCAAUGGCCAGCCCCUUCGGAGGGGCCGCUGUGGGAGGAAGAACAGAAAGACCCAGGAACGUUUUGGUGAUAAAGAUUCCAAGGUGCUUGUGGAUGAGACAUUAUCAACUCCUCAGGAACAAUAUGGAGAAUGUGAGGAAAAAUCAGAAACCUCCCAAGAGCAAUACCCCGAAAUUGAAGACCAAUUGGCAGCGUCUCAAGUGCAACCAGACGGGAAAGCUGACAUGGCCAAGGGGAGAUUGAGUGAGAGUGUUGAGCUGUGGCGAGGACAGCUGAAGAAAAGCCCUGAAACCCUCAAGUGCAGAGGGCCAGAAGGAGGUGAUAGGCUGCCAUGCUGCUACAGUGAUGGCGACAGGGCUGUCUUCAGAGGCUUCAGUGAGAGUAGUGAGGAGGAGGAAGAGCCAGAAAGUCCCCGCUCAAACUCGCCACCAAUUCUCACAAAGCCCACACUGAAAAGAAAGAAACCAAUUCUUCACCGAAGAAGAAGAGUCCGCAAACGGAAACACCACAAUAGCAGUGUAGUCACAGAAACUAUUUCUGAGACCACUGAGGUUUUAGAUGAACCGUUUGAAGACUCUGACUCUGAGAGACCAAUGCCGAGACUGGAGCCUACGUUUGAGAUUGAUGAAGAAGAGGAGGAUGAGGACGAGACUGAGCUCUUUCCCAGAGGGUACUUCCAUCGCUUGUCCUCACAGGACGUCCUGAGGUGUCAGUCCUCUAAGAGGCCAUCUAAAGAUGAGGAGGAGGAAGAGGAGUCAGACGAUGUGGACGACACUCCUGUUCUAAAGCCAGUCUCUCUCUUGCGAAAAUGUGAUGUGAACAGUGCUUCACUUGAGCCAGAUACCUCUACACCCAUGAAAAAGAAAAAGGGAUGGCCCAAAGGCAAGAGUCGAAAACCUAUCCACUGGAAGAAAAGACCUGGACGAAAACCAGGAUUUAAAUUGAAUCAGGAAAUCAUAGCAGUUUCUACGCAAGAGUGCAUAAUUGAGCCCAUAGUUCCCAUUAAACCGGGACGUAAACCCAGAACUCAAGAAAAUGAAGAAACCGUUGAGGUAAAGGAGGACUUGCCCUUGUUGGAAGAAAGGAAGGAGGAGAUGCAUACAGAAGCCGACGAGGAGGCUGAGGAGGAAGAGGAUACGACUAGCAGUGACGUUAGAGCCAUGUCCCCACUGGACAGCAGCAACAGCCCCGAGGCCGAACCCAAAGAACCCGAGGCUGAUGAGGAAGAUGAGAAGCCCUUGGAAGAGCAGAGGCAGUCGGAGGAGGAGCCUCAGGAGUUGGAAGAACAGGAGCAGGAGGAAGACGAUGAAGUGACUGCAGAGGCGAACGAGAAUGAAGACCACGAUGCUGAUGAUGAGGACGAUGGCCAUCUAGACUCUCUAAAGACAAAAGAGCCAGGGGAUCAGCCAGCCAGAGAGGAGCACAAGGAGGAGCCUGGCGUUCAGGAGUCUUUUUUAGAUGCAAACAUGCAGGACAGUAGGGAGACUAUAAAGGAGAAGGAGGAAACUGAACCAGAUUCUGAAGAGGAACAGCCUUCCCAUGAGGCAUCUGUGGUGUCAGAGACCAUGCCAGGGUCUGAGGAGGACCACGAGGAAGACUCAAACACUAAAGAAGAAUUAAUUGAGCUAAAAGAGGAGGAAGAGAUCCCACACAGUGAACUGGACCUGGAAACUGUACAGGCAGUGCAGUCUUUGACUCAAGAAGAAAGCAGUGAGCAUGAAGGAGCUUACCAGGACUGUGAGGAGACUCUUGCAGCCUGCCAGACUCUGCAGAGUUAUACGCACACCGACGAGGACCCUCAGAUGUCAAUGGUUGAAGACUGCCAUGUUUCCGAGCAUAAUAGCCCAAUAUCCUCCAUUCCGUCUCAUCCUAGUCAGUCAGUUCGGUCAGUCAGCAGCCCAAGCGUGCCUGCCCUGGAGAGUGGCUACACGCAGAUCAGCCCAGAGCAAGGAUCGCUGUCCGCACCCUCUAUGCAGAACAUGGAGACCAGCCCCAUGAUGGAUGUGCCUUCCGUAUCAGACCACUCUCAGCAGGUGGUGGACAGUGGCUUCAGUGAUCUGGGCAGCAUCGAGAGUACCACGGAGAACUAUGAGAACCCAAGCAGCUAUGACUCCACCAUGGGCAGCAGCAUCUGUGGGAACAGCUCCUCUCAGAGCAGCUGUUCCUAUGGUGGCCUGUCCUCUUCAAGCAGCCUCACCCAGAACAGUUGCGUCGUCACUCAGCAAAUGGCAAACAUGGGCAACAGCUGUAGCAUGCUGCAACAGAACAGUGUCCAGCCUGCUACCAACUGCAAUAUCAAGUCACCGCAGACUUGUGUGGUGGAAAGGCCUCCCAGUAACCAGCAGCCGCCACCGCCGCCGCCACCACCACCGCCUCCGCAGCAGCAGCAGCAGCAGCAGCAACAACCAGCACCCCAGCCUCCCCCACCACAGCCGCAGCAGCAGCCCCAGCCCCCACCACCACAGCAGCAGCCCCAGCCCCCACCACCCCCCCAGCAGCAGCCUCCUCUGUCACAGUGCAGUAUGAACAACAGCUUCACUGCAGCUCCAAUGAUUAUGGAGAUACCCGAGUCUGGAAGCACUGGGAACAUCAGUAUCUACGAGAGGAUUCCAGGGGAUUUUGGUGCUGGCAGCUACUCUCAACCAUCAGCCACCUUCAGUCUAGCCAAGUUGCAGCAGCUGACUAACACCAUUAUGGACCCUCAUGCCAUGCCUUACAGUCACUCUCCGGCUGUGACUUCCUAUGCAACCAGUGUUUCUCUGUCUAAUACUGGACUGGCUCAGUUAGCUCCAUCUCAUCCCUUAGCUGGGACCCCUCAAGCACAAGCCACUAUGACUCCGCCCCCAAACUUGGCAUCUACUACUAUGAACCUCACAUCGCCUCUGCUACAGUGCAACAUGUCUGCCACCAACAUUGGCAUUCCUCACACUCAGAGGUUGCAAGGGCAGAUGCCAGUCAAGGGGCACAUUUCUAUCCGCUCCAAGUCUGCACCUUUACCCUCUGCAACUGCACACCAACAACAGCUAUAUGGCCGCAGCCCGCCAGCAGUUGCCAUGCAGGCUGGCCCUCGUGCAUUGGCUGUUCAGCGUGGCAUGAAUAUGGGGGUUAAUUUAAUGCCCACUCCAGCCUAUAAUGUCAAUUCCAUGAAUAUGAACACCUUGAAUGCCAUGAACAGCUAUCGAAUGACACAGCCCAUGAUGAAUAGCAGUUACCAUAGUAACCCUGCCUACAUGAACCAGACAGCACAGUAUCCUAUGCAGAUGCAGAUGGGAAUGAUGGGGAGCCAGGCCUAUACCCAGCAGCCUAUGCAGCCAAACCCUCAUGGAAACAUGAUGUACACUGGCCCCUCCCAUCAUAGCUACAUGAAUGCUGCUGGUGUGCCCAAGCAGUCACUUAAUGGACCUUACAUGAGAAGAUGAGCGAGAUGGACUUGCAGUUAAAAGCUUAAAUAUAUAUAAAUAAAGGAACUUUUUAUACUGACAAACCAGAGAAAAAAUGGACCUUUUUUUCCAGUUAAAAUAUUACUGUAGAGUUAGAGGAAUUUUUCUUUGGUUUAUUAUUAUUAUUACUGUUUUGUUUUGUUUUUAGAAAACCUGAUCUCUUUUUGGGGGUUCAACGUUUUAGGUUUUUGUUUUCUUCACAGUCUUGAACAUUUUACAGUAGAACUCAUCUAAAAAUGGAUUUGGGUAGGGGAAACAUGCACAAAAUCUUUUCAUAAUUAAAAGGAGCCUUACUUUGUUUAUAUACCACAUGGACAGAAUUUAUGUAACCGUGAGUUUAUUUUAUGUUACAAUGUAUGUCCCCCUCACUGUCUGCAGCUCCCAAUGUUGUCAUUUUUAAAUGUUAUAUAUACAUCUCAAGGGUCACCCAGGCCCUUUUCCUCAACCCACCCUUUCAUUUCCCACUUCAUUCCAGCAGGAGGCACUUAGGGGAGACUGGGAUGGGGACAGGGGGAACAGCCCAAGCUCCUUAAACUUAAUGUUAUUGUUAUUAUUAUUAUUAAUAAUAAAGCGAGGCAGGAAGUGCUUCUCCUUGUAAAAUUCCCUCCCCUCCCUAUACAAACACACACCUCUGGAAACCUUUCCCCAAGAGUGUUUCUAGGUAGACUUCAUUGAAUUACCUGUUUUUCUUGAAUCAA
Messenger RNA from Onychomys torridus (southern grasshopper mouse), 7206 nucleotides. It is a transcript of the gene Kat6a, whose product is annotated as lysine acetyltransferase 6A. The coding region runs from base 491 to 6487 and encodes 1998 amino acids. The transcript is spliced from 18 exons. Gene Ontology annotation, biological process: nucleosome assembly; regulation of DNA-templated transcription. The record is from RefSeq and is a predicted model, not a curated record. NCBI's taxonomy places the organism in Eukaryota, Metazoa, Chordata, Mammalia, Rodentia, Cricetidae. Gene Ontology annotation, molecular function: DNA binding; histone acetyltransferase activity. Gene Ontology annotation, cellular component: nucleosome; MOZ/MORF histone acetyltransferase complex.